AUGCUUGACGAGAGAGAUACUCUUCGGGACAAGGUUUAUACUUUCUUUGAAGGUGGUAAUGAGCUUUGGGAGGAGGAUGGUUCGACGGAAUGGGAUGUCAUUGAUGCGGACUGGAUCGGGUGGCAACGACGGACGUGGGACAACGUCGAAGCGGCGGCGAGGGAAAGAGCCCAGAAAAACAUACCAAUUCUCCAGCUUGAGACAAUACCACCAGACGUACCUUUCGUCGAGUGCUGGUAUUAUACUAAAAAUUUUCGGCGUAAUCAACUUCAAGCACAUCCUUGGGAGCAGAGGGAUGAUCCCGAGGUGCGGGAAGCUUUGUUCUUCGAAGACACUAAUGCAAGAAAUCUUGGGGAAUUGAUCAGGGUCGAUAUCCUCCUCCCUCCUAUCGAACCAAUGAUGCCGACUAACUAG
Laccaria bicolor S238N-H82 is the source of this 414-nucleotide messenger RNA. RefSeq lists its product as uncharacterized. The coding region runs from base 1 to 414 and encodes 137 amino acids. Lineage: Eukaryota; Fungi; Basidiomycota; Agaricomycetes; Agaricales; Hydnangiaceae. The transcript has 2 exons. The record is from RefSeq and is a predicted model, not a curated record.